Messenger RNA from Diabrotica virgifera virgifera (western corn rootworm), 1769 nucleotides. RefSeq lists its product as uncharacterized. The coding region runs from base 786 to 1745 and encodes 319 amino acids. Lineage: Eukaryota; Metazoa; Arthropoda; Insecta; Coleoptera; Chrysomelidae. Gene Ontology annotation, biological process: regulation of transcription by RNA polymerase II. The record is from RefSeq and is a predicted model, not a curated record. The transcript is spliced from 5 exons. Gene Ontology annotation, cellular component: nucleus; transcription regulator complex. Gene Ontology annotation, molecular function: DNA binding.
CAUGUCAAACUGGCAACUGGCAAACGUUUGUAUUUGUUUUUAUUGUACCCACAUUAUUAUUAUUACCACAAAUUAUCUUAAGUUUUUUACCUUUAAUAGUUUUUUAGUUGUAUUUUCCGAACAUUUUGUUGAUGAUUUUAUGUAGUUUUUAUAUAGAUAUUAUAUAAUAUAGAUUCAUUUUCCCUCAAGGAGUCUGAAUUAACCUAGAGAGGAUAAAGUUUUCCAAACAUUUUCAGGGUUUGGAAGAGCAAAUGUUUGAGCUGCGUGGGUUUUAUUUCGAAGAUCGUUUAUUAUGGACCAAGUUUCUUUUGCAACACUUUUGGAGCUUCCCAGACGAUUUUGAUAGUAGCAUCAGUUCUUCUUCUACAGCAAAAUACCUAAACGUCACAUUAACGUGCCAAAUGUAAAAGUUAAAAAGCCGAAAAUCGAAAAAGUGUCGGUGCUGGAGAAGCUACCCAAUAAACCACAAUCUUUACAGCUACGUCCUUACGCACAUGCGACGUACUGGGAGAAAUCUGGCAACACUGUCUUGCGCAUUAACUCUUCCUCUGACCACAGCAUUGGGGGGUGAUUGGGGCAUCCAACGGGCUGUCGACUGUCAGAGAACGAGAACUACGAACGUACGAAGAACUCAAGUGAAGAACUACUGUGAACUCCGUCUGUCAGUGUCACUGUUUGCUAGGAUGCUAUUGGUAUUGCUAUUUGCUACCUGCUAGUCUGUGUAAACGUAGACAGACGUGUUGCGUGUUGUAUACCCAUUGCGUGUACCGAAGUGUGUUGUUGCCAUGGACAAUCUUGAUCUUGAACUAUUUAUUGGUGAAAUAGAAAAGCGACCAUCUUUGUGGGAUUCAUCAUCAGAUGAUUACAAAAACAGACAGCUUAAAGGAAACGAUUGGAAGGAAGUAUGCGAAAAUAUUAUAGACAAUUUUAAUGAAAAAGAUGACCUAGAACAGCAGGCAAUUAGUAAAGCAGUUCAAGUUAAAUGGAAAAGUCUUAGAGAUGCUUUUAUUCGUAGCAUUCGUCAGGCUAAGGGGAAAAAAACAUACGUACAUGCUAAACAAUUAGGAUUUUUACGAAAGGUGAUGAUUGAUUCCAAUCAGACAGAGAGGUCACUGCCAAGCACAUCAAGGGAGAGCCAAGGCGAUACCGAUGUUUCAAAUGAUCCUAAUGAUUUGCAAAGUACUCCAUCAUAUGUCGAAAAUACUGAGUUAGAUAGCCAAAGAGAAACUGGACGAACUCGUAGUAGAAGUGAUGUCAAUAGAAGAAAGAAAUCAUCUUUAGAAAGUAAACUUCUAAAAUAUAUUGAUUCCCAGAAUAGGCAGCUAUCAGUUAUUCAAAGUCAACCACAAGAAACUGAUGACAUGGCGUUUUUUAGAUCAUUACAACCCAGUUUAGAUAUACUCACCCUGAAUGAUAAAUUAAACUUUCGAAUAGAAGUAAUGGAGUUGUUAGGUCGCCAUAUCAACAAACAACCAAAUCGUUAUACGCAUAAUUUUACUAAUCAUAUACCUCGUUACCAACCACAGCAAUAUCCAGUAAGGGCCAACCACUCAAAUAAAGGUUUUAGUACUCCAAUACCUUCACCCGCAUCAUAUCCUAUAGUAUCAUCUGAGAUCACACCUCAUCUACCUACUACAUAUACUAUUGAACCGCUAAUUGUGACGUCGCCACAACCGCCAUCUUCUCCGACAGAAUCGGAAGAUUCAAUAAUUUCACAAGCUGAGUCACUAAUAUCACUGUUUUGAAAUAAAUAAUAUGUAUGAACUGUG